Molecule: messenger RNA, 2071 nt
Organism: Talpa occidentalis (Iberian mole)
Lineage: Eukaryota; Metazoa; Chordata; Mammalia; Eulipotyphla; Talpidae
Gene: KLK13
Product: kallikrein related peptidase 13
Exons: 5
Coding region: 7-843 (278 amino acids)
Biological process (GO): proteolysis
Molecular function (GO): serine-type endopeptidase activity
Source: RefSeq, a predicted model, not a curated record
GCCGCCAUGUGGCCCCUGGCCGCGGUGAUCGCCGCGCUGACCGUGGUCUCGUCGGGCGGCACCUCUCGGGACUACCCCAAGAUCAUCAAUGGCACCAACGGGACCAGCGGGUUCCUCCCCGGCGGCUACCCCUGCCGCCCGCACUCGCAGCCCUGGCAGGCGGCCCUGCUGGUGAAGGAGCGGCUGCUCUGCGGGGGCGUCCUGGUCCACCCCAAGUGGGUCCUGACGGCGGCGCACUGUCUGAAGGAGGGCUUCAAAGUGUACCUGGGCAAGCACACCCUGGGGAAGGUGGAGGCUGGAGAGCAGGUGAGGGAGGUGCUGCGCUCCAUCCCCCACCCCGGGUACCAGGUCAGCCCCACCCACCUGAACCACGACCACGACAUCAUGCUGCUGGAGCUGCAGGCCCCGGCGCGGCUCACCGACCGCGUCCGCCUCCUGCCCCUGUCCCGCAAGGACUGCCUCCCGCCCGGCACCUGCUGCCGCGUGUCUGGCUGGGGCACCACCACCAGCCCCCAGGUGAGUUACCCCCAAACCUUACAGUGUGUCAACAUCCAGCUGCGCUCGGAUAAGGAGUGCCAUGAGGCCUACCCCGGGAAGAUCUCGCCCAACAUGCUGUGUGCUGGCACAGAAGAGGGGGGCAAGGACUCCUGCGAGGGCGACUCCGGGGGCCCCCUGAUCUGUAAUGGAGCACUCCACGGCAUCAUCUCCUGGGGGGACUUCCCUUGCGGGCAGCCCAACCGGCCGGGCGUCUACACCCGGGUGUCUCGGUAUGUGUCUUGGAUCCAGGAAAUAAUCGGCCAACACAGAGCCCAGGAGCGGAAGUGGACAAAGGGCCCACAAUAAAGUCCGCGUGGCAUCUCCGCUUCCUUCCUUCCGCCGAGCCCUCCUUUGCCUGGUCUGCCACUCCUCCUCCGCCCCUCCCCUGGGCUUCUGCUUGACCCACGGUCGGUGUUCUCCGAUGUGCGAUUCCAGCCGAGAUUCUGCGCCUCAGAGCACUGAGGCUCUGCCCAGCGUCACCCCCUCCCCGUCAAGUGCUGUGCUCGGAACACCCCAGGCCCCUGAACAGCCGAGAGCAUGUCUGGGUCCCCCAACGGUCUCCGGUCAACCCAGAUCACCACCUGCUGGCCGGGCACUGCCCGGGGUCCCAUGAGGGGGUCCUUCCUGGACAACCUCCUGUACCCCUUCAAAUAUUUAUUCACUGCCAAUGAUCUAGGUCCUUCUGUGUUUUGUGCUCAAGAAGGUUCUAAACUCCCGUGACAUUUCAUCCUGGAAAUACUCUAAGGUGCCCGAAAUCUUUUUCCCCCAUCGCACUCUACGCACCUUUGCUUCAUCACAGCCAAUACCGGACCCUCAUAAUCAUUCUCACGUGAUUCUGGGUCCCCCACCCUGCUCAUCUGGCCUCUACUGCCUGUCUGACUCCCAAUCCCCUGUGACGGCGGAGAGCAUUCUAGAAUCCCAAGAGGCCUCCAGACCUGGACCCUACUGUCCAGCCAAUCCUCUGUCCUUCUCAGCUCUUCCAAAGACACCUUUGUCCAGCAUCUUCUGCUGUUGCAUCUCUGCCCAUCGACCCCAGGAUGUGGCGGUUAAACCCUCGGCCUCUGGAGCACCUGCUCUGAGAGAGUGCUAAAGCUCACAGCCUGAUUUCUGCUCUGCGCCAGGGCUCACAGGUCCACUCCGCAGCCAGGAGGACGGAUGCCAAGCACUCACCUCUGUAGUUAUCUGCAAGGUUCCCAAAGCAACAUUACCUGAGGUGGUUCACUGAUAACCCCUCAAAUUUGCAGAAUAGCCAAAAAGUGUUGCAUGUUUUCCUCAGACGCUGUUCACAGGUGGCCAAGUGCAGACACCGCCCCAGACCUUGGGUAAAUGCAAUUUUAUUUGCUCAACCAAUACUGUGGCUAGCACAGCCAGGCACAGCUGUAAACACAGUGACAGUGUAUUAAACAGAUGAAAACGUCUACCCUGGUGGAGUUUACGUUCUUCCAGGGCCACGGCGGGGAAGGACGACCAAAGAAACAGACCAUCGGAUGCUGAAACAAGCCGCGGCAGCCGAGGAAGGACAGGGAGUGUUAGC